AUGAUGCGCGACAUCUCCAACAAUAACCCGUCACAGCCCUCAAAAGCAGUCCCCGGCGUAAACGGCGUCGCUCUGCCCAACGGCACACCCUCCUUGUCGUCCAAGCAUGACCCGCUCAAGAGAACCGUGCUGGGACGCGUCAAUGUUAACAUUGCGCACAAUGCAACCGCAGCCGCUCAGAAGCAGCAGCAGCAUCGGACCACGCGGUCUCAGCUGGCCAAAGCUGUUCCGCAGCCGGCACCGGCGCACGACGUGUUCGAGUACGACGCGGGCAAGACGACAACGACGUCCCUCGGCAAGCGCCUCCGGCUGGACCAGCAGCAUGCACGCGAUCAGACGCUCUCAAAGCGCGCCCGCGCUGAGGCGUCCCAGCAGGCAGCGCGUCAUCUCGAGGAGCAGGACAAGUGGAUCGGCAAGUGGCGCAAAGCUUUCCCCUCCCUCGUCUUCCACUUUGAGCUCGGCGUGGAGGAGGGUGUCGGACGCGGACUCCGGCAGCGCGUGCUAGGCAUGGGAGCUCGCGUAUCGCAUCUCGUGGUGAAGGGGGUCGCGGCGUCGCCGCAGAAGAAGGCGCCGUCACGGCGGCGCGAGGGCCAGAGUGACAAUCCCUUCCUCGAUUCUACGGGAGCAACGGAUCUCGUGACAAAGGCGGAGAAGCUGGGCAUCAAGGUGUGGACGGUGAAGAACAUGCUGAACAAGCUCGCGCCGGUGGACAAUGAGAAGCACGACUCGCUGUCAAACCUGCUCGCGGACGAGAAGCUGAACGGAACGCGCGAGCGUGAUCUCUCUGCCCCGAGACCAGACUACUACUACUUCCGACCGGGGAGCAAGUACCUGCUCGUCGAGGACGCGACUGCGCGACACCGACCGGUCAUGAUUAAGGAGUACACGAAAGAGCUCGAAUGGCCAAUCAUCCACGACCAGUUCCUGCGGUUAACGACGUCGUCGCAGCUGCCACCGAGCGUGGAGCACUCGAAGAACUUGGUGCGCGACCUGCGUGAACGCGCAUGGUCAUUGUACGUCGAGAACACGCCGUUCCGGGGCGAGGAGCCGCCAGUGCCGACGCUGAAGCGAUCCAACUCGCUCCGCGAAAUGCCCGUGACGCCGCUGCCCGAGGAGCUCCCGUACCACGACAAGGCUUCUGGCAACAGUGUCGUCAUUACGUCCAACAUUGCGUCAACGUCGACGGCCAACAUGACCCCCAACGCGUUUGCUCCUGGGGGUGCUCUGGCGCUCGGUGCUAACAAGGACCGCGCCAUCAUGCAAAUGAGCAAGCGCGUGCAGGUGCUGAAGGGCAAUGCGCGCAUGGCCGCGAGUGUGAGUGCAAGCAAGCAUGAGCGAGAGGCGGAGCGUGAGCGCGUGUCCCGCCGACGGUCGACGGGCAUGGAGACACCCGCGCCAGCAGCCACGAAGGAGUUCCUGUCGCAGACGCAGGUCGUGAAUAUGCUCCGGCAGCUGCGCGCGCCGACAACGCAGACGAAACCGUCCUACGAGGAGCGCGUGCGGAAUCGCGAGCACGUUGACGCCGGCUACAAGCGCAAGGACCAGGACACGGCGAGCGGCUACUGCGAGAACUGCCGGGUACGCUACAACGACCUAUCGGUGCACAUUGCCUCGGGCAAGCACCGCCGGUUUGCGAACAAUCCGAAGAAUUUCGCCGACCUCGACGACAUGCUGCAGUGUCUCCAGCGGCCGCCGAAUCCGCUCAUGUGCGUGCCGACGCGGGUGUGUCGCCCCUGCUGGGCGAAGCACGACAAGGACGCGCGCUGCGGCAAAUGUCUCGACGACGAGGCGCUCUUUUCGUCCCCGAAGAGCACGCCGGGGAGUACGAGGAAGAGGCAUUACGCUUUCGCAGAGGGGUACGCGACGUCAGAGGGCAGCCCGAGCCGGGCGUGA
Molecule: messenger RNA, 1893 nt
Organism: Trichosporon asahii var. asahii CBS 2479
Lineage: Eukaryota; Fungi; Basidiomycota; Tremellomycetes; Trichosporonales; Trichosporonaceae
Product: hsk1-interacting molecule 1
Exons: 3
Coding region: 1-1893 (630 amino acids)
Biological process (GO): positive regulation of nuclear cell cycle DNA replication; regulation of cell cycle phase transition
Cellular component (GO): Dbf4-dependent protein kinase complex; nucleus
Molecular function (GO): nucleic acid binding; zinc ion binding; protein serine/threonine kinase activator activity
Source: RefSeq, a predicted model, not a curated record